Molecule: messenger RNA, 1306 nt
Organism: Colletotrichum phormii
Lineage: Eukaryota; Fungi; Ascomycota; Sordariomycetes; Glomerellales; Glomerellaceae
Exons: 2
Coding region: 295-909 (204 amino acids)
Source: RefSeq, a predicted model, not a curated record
GAAGCUUCAAGCCACGAUAAGAGCUGUGCUUGAUACGUCAUGGUGCGCCAUGUGUCCUAGGCAGUAGUUUAUGGAGAUGUGUAGUGUUCUGAUAUAAAAGGAUGCUCCAGCAACAGAACCUUACUUUUGAUAUAUAACCUUCUCCGUCCCAGCGCUCUCGUACUACCUGCCCCGAACCGCUUCCGACAAGAAAGACACUGAUUGACACUCACUGGAACGUCUUGCUCUAUACCUACGAUAUUACCGCACAGCGCAUCCGAUAAAGAGGGUCUUCGACACCUCCACCUUACCAAGAUGGACCCUGCCAUAGAUCUCGACAAUAUGAACGCAGCCAACUCGACCGAUAUUCUGUCCCAGCACGUCCAAGAAGAAGGGCAUGGAGGUCCCACACGACCAUUCGAGUUAAUCUCACGCACCGACUGGAUGAGAUUAAUGUACCACACAACUUCUCAACGCGGACCGACACCGCCAAGCAGAGAACAUCUCCAUCCGCGCAUAGACACUGUAGAUGAAGCUAUGGAGUGGUAUGAAAGGUUUCAUCAACGAACGGCGUUCUUCGACAACUGGAUCCUCCAGUUCAUUUACAACAUUUUUGACGCUUUCCGCCUCCACUAUCGCAUGUUGGUGACCCAUUGGAGUGAAUACCAAAGAUGGGAAGUCGAGCGCCAGAAUCCCUGGGGAAACUGGGAGGGCCAGAUUGGUUUCCAAGACGACUCCCCUGACCCGAAAUGGCGGGCUAAAAUUGUUGUGGAAGUGAAGGAGCUUGGAGGGAUGGAUAUGGGGUUCCUGAUUCAUCAAGACCAGGCCGUCUGGUCAUGGAGAACCGAACCACCACAUGCGGCUUCCUUUUGGGAUCAACCGAAACAUCAAGAUGUGGUCAUUCCCAUUAAAGCAGAGCCACAAUGGUAGUUUGCGCCUUUCUUGGGAUGGAUAGCCGCCGGCGAAAAUAUUGCUCCCGCUUGGCGAUUCGUCAAAUGAUGGAAACUUCAAAGGUAGGCACACGUACCAUACAGUCAGUCUGGCAGGGUAGAUGAGUUGUUAUUCAGUCGUUAAUAAAGCCCUCUCUUGUCGUCUACUUUAGUGGCCCCUCUCGGCGCCGGCGGGGUAUUCUCCUUAGAAGUAUAUACUAUUACUAUGUAACGGUGCUGAGCGUACGUAGUGUUAAUAGAAAUACCUUCAAAGAUUGGCAAGUCCCAUUACUACUUACAUACCCUUUUUCUAUAAUAACUAAGUAUUUAGAGAUCUAAAAAGACAAAAGAGUUCGCCCCCCCGGUGCUAAACUGGGGGCUACAUCUCUUGGUGCUCA